Pocillopora meandrina is the source of this 3485-nucleotide messenger RNA. The record is from the annotation of a GenBank genome assembly. Lineage: Eukaryota; Metazoa; Cnidaria; Anthozoa; Scleractinia; Pocilloporidae.
UGUACAACUAGAAUUCACUACGCACCUUUACUGGGUCUGUGUCUGUGCAGAAAUCUUCCACUACUCAGACGAUGGAGAAAUCAUUAGAUUCGCAUUUAGAUGACAUGUAAGCCUGCAUUUUUCUUUCUUUUACCUCUUAGUGUCUUAUUUCUAUCACCAAUAUGUGUAUUUAUCCCUUUUUCCAUUCUUCUAGAAUGUCUGAACAUGGCGUCAUUGGAGUAUUAUGUAGCGAUCAGCAAGGACUUGCUUUGUCAGGUUCGCGAAGUUUAUGUCAGCUUUACGUUUUUCUUUAAAUCUUUUUUACACCCAUUUAUUUUCUUGCCAUCCUUAGCUUCAGCGCAACGCCAAGAUAAUGUGUUAUUGUAUUAUUUGAUGGUAAUUAGUAAUUAGUCACUGGUAAAUCACAUGACAUUUAUUUUGAUAAACUUUUUGUCACAAUUUUUUUUCUGAACAUGUAUAAUGCAUUGAGUGUGAUAAAAAAAGGCUCUAUUCGUUUACAGUCCGAGUGAGGUUGGGAAAUAACAUUUUUCCUGUCAAGCAAGAGUACAAGAAUUCAGCAUUAAAUGAAUCAAUAACUAAAAUUGUACAUUUUUCAGUGUCAGUUCAUCAGUUUAUAUAAUGUUCCUAUUCUCUAUUGUAAAUCUACAUGUUUGUUUAAAAAAGUGUUUUAACCUUUGUGCAGAUCAAACGAAUCUCAGCAUUAAAUCAAUUUUCAAACGUUAAAAAUUGUUUGAUCAAGGAAAAAAUUUAUUCCUCUUUAUUCCAAACCUGGUUGCGAGAUAUAUUGUCAGUUGAUCAGUUGGGAAUUAAUGUUCCUAUUCUCUAUUGUAAAUCUACAUUUUUUUUUUACAAAUCUCUUCCAUUUCAUUAUACAGUUAAAUCUUGAUAACUUAAACCCUUAUUAACUUUAACUAAAAUAAAUUUCCCCCAGAUUUCUGUCAUACAUUAACUGAAAUUUUACCCUUGCUAAUGCAAGCCCUUGAUAACUCAAACCUUCUACAGACUGAAAGCAAGUUUUGUUUCCCUCCAGGCCACUCUCUAUAUGUUUUUCAAAACAUGAAAAAUCAAAACAGACAGUGUACUGCAGUCCAAAAUGUUGUGAUUUAUGCAGAAAUUUAAUGUUCCAUUUUCACUCAACUCCUUUAUAAUUUGAUUUGACCAAAAUGUAUUUGUUUGAAUAGGAACACAGUUUUUCCCUUAUUUUCAGCAUUUUGUUUUCCACUCCCAAUCUCUUAAUUUCCUGAUAACUUGAACUCUUUUCAAUUUAUUUUCAAAGAUUUGAGUUAUUGAGAUUUGACUGUAGUUUAUGAAGUAUAAGUUAAGUGCACACAAUGAAGAAAAGAUUGUGCUAGGUUUUUUAAAGCAUUGGAAGACUAUUGUUAGCAACACUUCCCUCACCCAUUUCCCCUCUUCCCCCCCUCCCCCAUUAUGUUAUCAGGUGUCUCUGAUAGUCUGCUGUUACCUACAGUAGUUUAUACUCCUGGGUGAAGAGGGGUACAUAGUUUCCUCAAGAUUUUAAUCAUUUUUUUAAAUUUUUGAGUGCCUAUUUUGCACCUAGUAAUAUGAAUGAAGAGAGUGCACAUGUCUUAUUUGCUGAAAACGAGUGCAUUUUUCAUGUCACAGAAGUGCAAAGUUGUCACACAAUUGUAAAGUUGCAGCAAAAGUGCAAAUUACAAAUAGCAUGUGUGUACUGGAAAAAUUUUGUUCAAUGUGAUGGGUUUUUCAUGUAAAUUAAUAUCAAGUAAUAACAAGAUUCCUCCUACAAUGCAGUGUAAAUAAGCGUGAGUUAAUGUUUCAAAGACAACAAAAUUGCACUCACCCUAUGGGCUUGUGAAAUUCUGUUGCUUCAAAAAAUUUACUCUUGCUUAUUAAUUAACAGUGAAUUGCACUCAAAAUCAUGUUAUUACUACACUAAUUACAUGAGAAAUCAUGUUAUUACUUUGUAAUAAUUUACAUGAAUCACAAAGCAUUACAGAUAGUUAAGACCUUAUUUGUUAUUUGCAACUUUGCAACUUUUUGUUACAUGGAAAUUGCACUCAUUUUCAGCCAGUCAGAAGCCUGUAAUUUUUCUAGUUUAUUUUAACCAGAUAAAUGGGGAACUUACAGAAAGUGCAAUUUGUUUGACCAGCAUACAUACCCAAACAAUAUUCUUAAUUUUUCAUUCUUUCUUAUAUCUACACGUAUAUUGAAUGUGUGUAUUUUACUUCUAAUUUUCUUUCCUUAUUCCAUGCACUCUGCAAAUAGCUAAAGGUACAGCAAAUCCCAUGUAUGCAGGACUGAUUUCCUCUUUGGCAGAGAACGCAAAGCAAAUUUACCCGGACAGAGUGCCUGUCAUUUGCUUAGAGUCAGAUGCAUGGUAAGUAACUUUUUGAACAUAGUUCUAGGAUGCAAGAGUUAAACAUCAGUGAUCAAAUAAUAUUUUAGUGAGGCUGAAAAAUGCAUGAGGGUCUCACAGUUAACCCUUUCACUCCCAAGAUCUCUGGAGUAGUUCUCCUUACUGUCUACUGUACAAUUCUCAUGAUGUGACAAUGGAGAAUUUGGUAUUGGAUCUUGAAACUAAUAAUACCCAUAUUGUGCUUUUUUUUAAUUCUCAUCACCUGUAUGAUUGUACUGAUAUUGUAAGGAUACAUGUUAAUGAUGUCAUGGUCAUGAUGAGCAAAUCUUUUGUGACAUUUCCACUGCUUGUGCUAGGCAUUAAUCCUAUUUUAUUGCAGUAAUAAUAAUAGUAAUAAUAAUAAUAAUAAUAAUAGUAAUGAUAAAAUUAAAAAGCUAAUUGGGGACACCGAUUUAAUUGAAAGUAAAACUUAUUAAAAAAGUAAUUGAGACAAUUUCAUCCACUGUACAUUGAUUAUUCUCAUCUAAGAGUUAAAAUAUGAAAUCUUCAUGUACAAUCAAAAACCUGUAAUCUAUUGUUUGAAUUGUCUUUUUAUGAAAUUACCUCUUCCAGCCAAAAGUAAAAACAAUUAUUAACCACGAACACAUAGUGUGGUCUGCCUGUGGUUAUCUUUGAACAAAAUAAUUCUCAAAAUAGUUUGAUAACAAGAGAGUUUAUGGAGACCAGUCAGGGAAAUUGAUAACUUGACUGUAAGACCCUUUGGAACAAUGGGGGUUGAACUAAAACUCCUCUUAAUGUUAUUAUUUUCUUAUUAUUUCUUCUUUCAGUAAUCUGCUUGUGAGAUCAGAAGGAAAUGUCACAGUUGCCAUCCAUAAAGUUCCCUCAUAACAUACACAACAGUUGGAAACAUGAAAUUAUUAUAACCCCAAUUUUUGUUUGUAAAUGAACUUUGAAUUUCCUAUCAAUAAAAGAAAAUAAAGAAUACCUCUGAGUGAAAUUAAAAACAAAUUUGAUGUGUUCCAUUAGGGAGAAUGUAGGCUGGGUGAGGCUGUAUGUUUGUAAACUAUUCCUAAUGAGCAGCAAGGUAUUGAUGAAAAGGGAAUAUCCCCCUGAAUUGUGGACAAGAAGUCUGCACCGGGAGGUCUGAAAA